Haplochromis burtoni (Burton's mouthbrooder) is the source of this 4061-nucleotide messenger RNA. Its product is annotated as 5'(3')-deoxyribonucleotidase, mitochondrial. The coding region runs from base 1005 to 1694 and encodes 229 amino acids. Gene Ontology annotation, molecular function: 5'-nucleotidase activity. Gene Ontology annotation, biological process: pyrimidine deoxyribonucleotide catabolic process. Lineage: Eukaryota; Metazoa; Chordata; Actinopteri; Cichliformes; Cichlidae. The transcript has 5 exons. The record is from RefSeq and is a predicted model, not a curated record.
ACAUUGAUACAUUGAUAAAUAUGAUUGAAUUUAUAUAUGAUUUGAAUCAAGUUUUUGUUUAAAAUUGAAUAAAUUUGAUAUCUUUAAAUACCAGUAACCAGUUAAGUUUUGGUCUUAGACUUAGACUUAGAUGGUCUGCCUCCAGCAUCCUCUCUCUCUCUCUCUCUCUCUCUCACACACACACACACAUACACACACACACACACACACACAAACGUAUUUCAUGCACAAGUGAUGGAUCUCUGGAAGCUCCCCUGUCUGAUGCUAAAUGUUUUGCCCCUUUCCUAUCCAUCAUUCAGAAUAAGCUGUCACAUUUGGGCAUAAAGAGAUGACUGUGCAUAAAUUGCAAUGAACCUAACUAACGACAGUUCUUUAGCCAAUAAAUAAUCACACACGUUGCGUGUAUGAUUAUUGUUGUGGUAAAACCUUCGUAUUGUUGUAAAAUUUUAUAUUUUUCACUGUACAUGGCUCCUGAAAACAGCUGAGGAGUGAACCAUCUUGGUCAUGUGAGAUCUUUUUUGCGCACGGGCUCGUAGUACAGUUUGUUCUUACAGCUGAGCGCUUCUCCCUUUGGUGCAGCAGCUCCAGUUGUUUACUUCUCGUUUCACCUCAGACAGCUCUAACAGCAUAUGUUGUUUAUCUCAUAUGCUGUGGAAUUUUAGAAAGGCAUGCCUUGGAUGCCGGGCGGCUAAUACACACUGACAAACGAUACAAAGAGCUCCCGGCAACUGUGACCGCCACAGGCAGGUCACAGUUGAACUGCCCGUUGCGGCUGCUGUGGUGCUAGCCUGUCAGCUAGCCAGCGUCUGUUAGCUCAACUGCCGCUCAGAAUGUGAAAAGUUGGACAAAAAUUCACAAGGGGCAAAUAACAGUGUCGAAAACGAGUACUGAAAGGGGUUUAGCUCCAGUGUCUGGAAUUAUUUUUGUUUGUGUAAGUCCCAUGCCGACUUUACAAGCUGUUUCUGCUGACUGUUUGGAGAGGGCAGAGACCGAGGGCGUGAAAAAUGUUGCUGCUUAGUGCAACACGCCUACUAGGAAGAGGGAAAACUUUGCUCCGAGAUCCCAUUAAGAGGAUUUGCGCAAACAUGUCGUUCAUCUCUCGUUCCGGGAAGAGACUGCGGGUCCUGGUGGACAUGGACGGAGUCCUGGCGGACUUCGAGGGGGGUUUCCUGAAGAAGUAUCGGGCCAGGUACCCGACGGAGCCCUACAUCACCCUGGAGGACAGGAGAGGGUUUUGGGUGUCAACGCAGUACGGGCAGCUGAGGAGUGACCUUUGUGAAAAAGCUAUCAGCAUCUGGGAGUCCAAAGGUUUCUUCAUAGACUUGGACCCGCUACCAGGAGGAGUGGAGGCGGUCAAGGAGAUGGCCGAGAUGAAUGACACAGAUGUCUUUAUUUGCACCAGCCCUAUAAAACAUUACAAACACUGCCCACAUGAGAAGUAUGCCUGGGUGGAGAAGCAUCUGGGCCGUGACUUCCUGGAACAAGUCAUUCUGACCCGAGACAAGACGUUAAUCACCGGCGACCUCCUGAUAGACGACAAACCCGACAUUCUAGGUGUGGAGCCAAAUCCAGCGUGGGAGCACAUCCUGUUCACUGCCUGCCACAACAAGCACCUGCCCCUCAGCCUCCCCCAGAGACGACUCCUGUCAUGGUCAGAUGAUUGGAGGGCCAUCCUGGACAGCAAAAGGCAGUGAGGAGCUCCUGCACGGCUCAGCCCCACAGCAGCCUGGCAUCAGGGUUAGUGGAAGUUCUGGGGCUCGCUGCUGUUGCCUUGGCAUCCUUGUUCUCCACUAAGUAGGGUGUGGAGACUUAAGCGGGAUGAGCAGUUUACGUUUCAGGUUGAAUGGAAGUGCUGUACAAGCAGAUUGUUGAUCCAGUCUUUUGGAAGAGGAUGUUCACUUGCUCGACCACAAGGGGGCACUCUGACACUUUGUAUGAAUUUGUGUUGGCGACCAGAUUUUGAACAAUCUCACUGAAUGAGAACAACAAAAGGAGUUCUUAAAACGAUACAUGGUAAGUGGAAAGGACAGAUUGUGUUGAGUGACCUCGACGGUUAUGGACUCAGUUUGCAUUCUGGAUGUUUCUCAGAUUCAGACAAAAUGGAUUUCUGAGCCACUGCAUGGUCUAUCUGUGGCCUUCAUCGCAAAAGGCUUAUCAAUAUUUAACUGCACCGUGUUGCACUCGUGAGUCAGUGUGAUGUGAUUCACAACAGGGCACUCCGCUGCACCCAAAAAAGCUCAAAAAUACACCCUGAGUCGUGGGCACUGGCGAACACAGAAACACAGGACAGUGACUUGGAGUCAAAAUUACUGUUUUAUUAGGUUGUCAUUAUUUUGCAUGUAUUGUGUAGGUAUGUGCCAUGCCACUGUUAUGUAAAUGCAAAAGUACUGUGAAAUCCACUCUGGUUUUUAAAAAGCUUAAAAGCCUACAUGGGUGCUCUUUGUUUACAAUAUGUAAUUGUUCAAUAUUUCACUGAUACACAAAUGAGAAAAGUAGCUGCACACGUGCAUCUUGCCAAACAUUGCUAGUGUAGAUUGUUGUAGGCACUGAAGACUGAGUAACAUUGGUUCAGUGUUGGUUAAUAAUGAACCAUUAUUCAAUAUUAAUAUAUCACUGACAAGUCCAUAUGUUAUUCAAAAUUGUGGUAGGGUAGCUUUGCAUGAUUCAGUUCAUAAUAAUCAUUAUUUCGUUUACAUUGGACCCUUCUGCCACCUCGCAAGUUCAACGUUGGUCAUAGACAAGCCAUACCCCCCCCCUUCCCUCCCAAAGCUAACUUUGUUCUGAUUGGCUAUCCCUCACAAACAGGAGUUUGCAUCGGGUGUAUGGAGAAUUCUGUAGGGGCUAUUUGUGCACACAUUGGCCUCAUUAUUUGAAACUUUGCCCAUGUUUAAUAUAAACAUCCACAAUUGCAACAGCAUGGAUAUGACAGAAUGCAGAAUAAGGAAAAGUGGAAAUCUAUAGGAGCGGCAACAGUAAUCACUAUGUUUUAUAAGUGGUAUGUCACCAUUCUGUUCAUAUUUUUAGAGCCGGGGUGUCCAAUCCAGUCCUUCAGAGCUACUGUCCUGCAGCUUUUACAUGCAACCCUACUCAAAGACAGCUGAAUCAAAUGACUGGAUUACCUCUUCAGCACACUAUCAAGUUUGGCAAAGGCCUGAUAACAAGCCAUUCAUUUGAUUCAGGUGUGUCAGAACAAGGAUGCAUCUAAAAGCUGCAGGACGGUACCUUUUGAGGACUGGCGUUGGACACCCCUGUUUUAGAGCUUGUUUUCAGAAGCAUGGCGCGCAAGAUUUAAGUUGUAGAAAAUGUUUUAAUAAUCCAAAAAUAAAGUUUUUAUUUCAGCUUGUCAUUAAUUACUUGAAAACUUAACUUGUAUUAAUUUUUAGAAAUUAUAUUUUUAUUAUAUUUUUUAGCAUUUAUAAAAUGUAUAAAAUCACCACUUUCUCAGUGUCACUGUCCUGCUUCACUCAUUUAAAGGGGACCUUUGUAUACUCGUUUACAGUUUUAUUCACCAACUCUACUAGAAUAUGUCUGAAUAUGAUUCACAGUUAAAAAUACCUAACCUUGGUGCGGCACCUAAUUUCAUACGUUCUCUGAGGGAAACGUGCCAAUUUCCUGUGUGCCUGCAAUAUUUGCACUCUCUGACAUCAUACAGAGCAAAGAGUUGGGAAAAAAGUACCUGAAAUGGAGUGUUUAGUGCAUUCUCGCUUUUUCUUACUUGCACCAAUGCUAACCUCAUUGGAAACUUGAUGCUUUUAACAUGAACACCCAUCAGAGUAACAGCACCUGUAGCUAGCAAAGCAGUAAUAGGUCCCCUUUAGGAUGCACAGACGGUAUGUAGAUGCUGGGAUAAAAUGCUUUUUAAUUUCUUCUGGUAUAUUUUUCAGGGACCUACGCAGUAGAUGCUAAUUAUGUGUAAUGAAAGAUGUAUGUAGUGCUGAGUGCUUGUCUUUUUGUGACUAGCUUAUACAUAUUCAAAUGUCAGUUCAAUCCAAAUGCAAAUGUUUGUUUCUGCCAGUGAAAUGUUUAGAUCCACCUCUAUUAAAACCCAUGCAAAAAAACAA